AUGGGCGCAGAUGGAGCAUCUCCAGCGCGAAAGUCUCCAGCAGCCAAGGCCGUCGCUGCAGCUGUGGAGGACUUGGGCUUUGGGCUGUAUCAGCUUGUCCCGCUGUUCCUCACCGGCGGCAUAUUCCUGGCGGAGGGUGCUGAGAUGCUGGUGAUGGGCUCCAUCACGUCUUUGCUGCACCGCCAUUGGGAGCUGAAUCCGGCAAUACGAGGUGGCAUGGUCUCGAUCGUGUUCAUUGGCUUCUCAGUCGGCAACUUUCUCUCAGGCCAGAUCGGCGACCGGUUUGGCCGACGUGUGUCGAUUCUGCUAGCGUACGCAAUGAUCGCCUUUUUUGGGUUUGCGACGGCGUGUUCACAAGGGCCUGGCUUGAUGAUAUUUCUUCGAUUCUUUGUUGGGGCAGGCUGUGGUAUCGGAUUUCCUGCUGCCUACUCCCUCAUGCCAGAGGUUGCUCCCUCCAGCUGGCGAAGCAGUCUCAGCACCUUGAUGAUUGGCUUCAUGCCGUUGGGUGAGCUUAUUGGUGCCUUAGUGGUUCUCUUUGUUGAUCCAGAGCUUGACAACUCGGCUCGAGGUUGCAGCAUCGAUCGCUACUUUCCUUCACGGGCGCUUCUAGAGCCUGAGUUGUGCGCUUGGAAAACGCUUUGUGAGAUGAGCGCGAUCCCCGCCUUUCUAUUUUUUAUUCUGGCAUGCAGAUUCAUGGACGAAUCGCCACAGUUUCUGGCAAACUGCGGUCGAUUUGACGAGUGCUUGGAGGUCCUUCAACGCAUUGCCAAACUGAAUGGCUCCGAGCUAGACGUCGAGAAGCUCCGUGUGGCCUUCAGUGCAAGUGCAGAUGAAGACGAAGGUGAGCCUGGUGCUUUAUCGCCCUCACGGUCGUAUUCCUUUCGCAGCACCUUGGCAGAGCUGUGUUCUGGUGACUUUCUGCCGGUGGUGUCCUUCAUGUGCUUGGCUCACGUGGCCAAGGACUUCAGCGUAUUUGGUCUCUCCUACAUGCUUCCUCAGUACUUCGUGUUUCUGAAGAACUUGGUUGCCAAAGACCAAGCAAGUGCGGUAGCCACCCUGGCACUGCCGGGCGUUGUUCUGACUUACUUCUGUUCCAGAAUCCCAGGAGUCUCCUUGGUGUACUGGAUGUCGGGCAGCGGUGCUCUUUGCAGCUUCUUUGGCCUUGGCAUGCUGAAAGCAGCGCCGGACACUUCAGCUGCGCCUGCGGCCUACAUGGUGAAGCUGCUGGCAAUGUCAUACUUUGUCUUCACCGUUUCUUACACGACUGCCGCAUUUCCCGCACGCAUCCGCCAAACAGCUGUGGGCCUUUGCACUGCAGCUGGUCGCAUGGGAUCCAUCAGUGCCCCCCUGGUUUUCGAGCUUAGCAAAGAAGUUACUGGUGGCUUCGAUUUCUUUCUAGGGUGCCUCAUGUCUCUCAUGGCCACGGUGGCAUUGCUGGCCCCCCUCUUUUUGCCACGAUGGGGCCAAGCAGAGGAAGCGCAGCUCUUGCUGGACUUUGGCAAAGGCGCAGAGGAAACCUACGCAGCGUGCAAAAGCUCUGCCUGA
Molecule: messenger RNA, 1545 nt
Organism: Symbiodinium natans
Lineage: Eukaryota; Dinophyceae; Suessiales; Symbiodiniaceae
Source: the annotation of a GenBank genome assembly